UUUAAAAUCGAAGGACAAGUGCAUAAGAGGGAAAGGGCGCAGUAGCCAACCCCCAGAAUGAUAUGAUCCUCAAGAAGUUCUUCAGCAAAAUUUCCCAAUAUGUUCCUGCUUCCUUCAAACACCCACCCUCCUCCGCCUCCGCCUCCGCCUCCGCCGCCGGAUACCUGGUCGUCGCCCCCCGUUCCGAAGAUUCGUUUGGGGACAUAAGUUCAAUACUGCAGCAGGGUGCUGGUGAUCGGCAUCCCCAUAGAAUCGAUGAAUCUUCGCAGAGAGAAGUGGAGGUACCAUGGACUCCAAAUCUACCAACGAGUGUGGAUGCAUCAAAUCGCAAAAAGGAAAUUGCUCUCUAUAGGAGGCAGAGGUUUAAUUCCAGCACCCACCAGAAUGGUCGCUUUAGUAAUCUGAUGGAGAUGUGUACCAGUAAGCUAGGGGGUGGAACCACUGUGGAAGUGUUUAAAAGAUUGGGAAAUAAAUCUAGUCUCCAAGAGUGUAAUGCAUUGAUACAAAAAUGCGUAGAUGAGGCUAGGGUGGCUUCUGAUGAAGUAGUUGCAGGAAAACAUAUGCAGAUUGCUUUCCAAGUAUUUGAGUCACUUAAGGAACGGGGUUUCCCACUCGAAGAGCAGACUUAUGGUCCGUAUCUUGAAUAUCUUAUCGACAUGGGCAUGACAGAAGAAUUUUCCUCAUUCUGCAGGGAUAUUAAAAAAGAAAACCCUUCAUUACUUCCGGCAUUAGGUUACUAUGAGAUGAGGUUAUGGAUCAGAGUCAAUGAUAAGGAAAAGAUACAAGAGCUAUGUAACGGCAUUGAGAGUCAUGUUGGAGAAAACAAGUCGAUGUUACGAGUGAAAUAUCUGUUAGCACUUUUUGAAAAUGACCGGGCGGAGGAGAUUGAACAGCUGUUACAAACGAUGGACAUCACAAAGUUCUCAUCAAAAGAUUUGGUACGUAUCUUUAAAUGCCUGGGAAGGCCGCAAUUGGAGUCUUUUGCAGAGAAAUUCCUUCUGGAAAUUAAAGAACGUGACUGUGCAGCAGAGGAGAAAUCGAACUUGAUCUAUAUUUAUGUUGUUGGCAUUCCAAAUUUAGCGGUUGAGGAUGUCAUUUCAAAAUUUAGAAACUUGCACACAAAACUUGAGAUGAUACCUUCAUCUGAGUCUUAUAAAGAGCUUAUCAUCCACAGUUGCAAUUCACUUAAGGUGCAUGUGGCUCUUGAGCUUGUGGAUGAGAUGUCUGAAUUGGGUUUGGAAUUUAAACUGGAUGCAUUACACCCCAUUUUACAAGCUAGUAUUACGAGCUGUGACUUUAACCUGGUUCACCAAAUCUAUUUGAUAAUUAACCGACGCAAUUUGUCGCCAACUAUUGAAACUUUCAGGAUUAUGAUAAACCUUUGUGUGAGGAUGAAGGAUUAUGAGGGUGCCUAUCGCAUGCUGAGUGAUUCGAAGGAAAUGAAUUUGAAUCCUACAGCUGCCAUGUACAAUGCUAUAAUGGUUGGAUAUUUCCGAGAGAAGAACAUGUCCCGUGUGUCAAUGGUUCUUAAACAAAUGAAAGAAGCUAAAGUAGAACCGGAUUCUCAGACUUUCAGCCUUCUAAUAACCAACUGCAACUCUGAAGAUGACAUAAACAUGUAUUACAAAGAAAUGACGCAAUCUCGAAUUCAAGUUACCAAGCAAGUUUUCAUGGCUCUUGUAAAUGCAUAUGCAGCUUGUGGACAGUUUGAAAAAGCAAAACAGGUACUUUUAGACGGAGGGAUUCCAAUAAAGAGCUCCAAUGAAAUUAAAAGCGUGCUCGUCCAAGCACUUGCGUCACAUGGGCAGUUGUUUGAUGCAUUUAGUAUAUUUGAAGAGAUCAAGCAAGAUGGAUACCGUUUGGAGCCGAAAGCUGUUAUAAGUCUCAUUGAGCACCUUCAAGCGGAUGAAGAUGCAUUAAGCAAAUUACUCCUUCUACUUGAUACAGUAGAAGAUCCAAACUAUUGGUGCGAUGGUUGCUUGAGAACUAUCUCAUAUUGUGUUCGCUACAAACAUUUAAGACCUGCCAUCAAUUUGAUUGAGCAACUCAGGGAUCAAGUCUGCACUGACGAAUUAACUCUGGAAGUAAUUUUUGAUAAGGUGUUCUACUUCAUCGCAGAAUCCGAGUCUACAUCUUUGCAGUUUGGCCUAGAUUUGCUUCAUGCUAUGAAGAGUGAACUUGACCUCACCCCUUCACGAAAAUGUCUUGAUUUUCUUCUCCACGCUUGUGUCAGUGCCAAAGAUCUGCAGAGUUCCCUAUUUGUUUGGAAAGAGUAUCAAGCCGCUGGCCUGCCUUAUAACAUUAUAAGUUUCUUGAGGAUGUAUCAAGCCCUUUUGGCCACAGGCGAGCUAAAGGCUGCUAAGAUUUUGGAACGUAAAAUACCUAAAGAUGAUCUUCAUGUUCGGUCUAUCAUUGAAGCAUGUCAAUCGACUUAUUUAAAGAAGACGGACGGAAACAGAGUGACAAAGAAAAAGAAAAAGAAAGAGAAAAACAACAUUAUGUAGGAAUGUAUAAAUCAUCAUCUUUUGUAUCAGAACCUGAACAAAUAAGUCAGAUAAGGACCUUCAUGUGGGAUUAGUCCCAUUCAUCUAAUUUAAAUUCUACAAAUGCUGGUUCUAGUAUCUAUAUUAUUAGUGCCCAUUGUUUCAGAGCAAGCUGUAUAAUUCACUUCUUCCCGGCUUUAAGAAUACUCGCUAUGACUGUCCUUUUCUAAAAUGAACAUUGCAGAUCACUUUUCAGACAGAA
Molecule: messenger RNA, 2745 nt
Organism: Argentina anserina (silverweed cinquefoil)
Lineage: Eukaryota; Viridiplantae; Streptophyta; Magnoliopsida; Rosales; Rosaceae
Product: pentatricopeptide repeat-containing protein At4g04790, mitochondrial
Exons: 16
Coding region: 63-2504 (813 amino acids)
Molecular function (GO): protein binding
Source: RefSeq, a predicted model, not a curated record